Gossypium raimondii (Peruvian cotton) is the source of this 1228-nucleotide messenger RNA. Its product is annotated as chloroplast envelope quinone oxidoreductase homolog. The record is from RefSeq and is a predicted model, not a curated record. NCBI's taxonomy places the organism in Eukaryota, Viridiplantae, Streptophyta, Magnoliopsida, Malvales, Malvaceae. The transcript has 4 exons. Gene Ontology annotation, molecular function: oxidoreductase activity. Bases 96 to 1094 code for a protein of 332 amino acids.
CAAAUCUCCACCUACGGUAUCCUCCGCCAUUCUCUGAACUUCAUUUUUCCUUCAAAAAAAAAAAAACAAAAAAAACUUCGAUUUUAUCUCUUUUAAUGAAAAAAAUGGCUGAAAAUCUUAUGCAUGCUUUACAAUAUAACAGCUACGGCGGAGGCGCUGCUGGUUUGAAGCAUGUUGAAGUUCCGAUCCCCACUCCAAAUAAAGGUGAAAUUUUGCUUAAACUGGAGGCAACUAGUCUAAACCCGGUUGACUGGAAAAUACAGAAAGGGAUGCUGCGCCCAUUUUUACCUAGAAAAUUCCCCUACAUACCUGCUACUGAUGUAGCGGGAGAAGUCGUAAAAGUUGGACCGGGAGUCACAAAUUACAAAGCUGGGGAUAAAGUUGUGUCUAUGCUCCAUCAUUUUACUGGAGGUGGACUAGCUGAAUAUGCUGUGGCUAAGGAGAAUCUGACUGUUGCAAGGCCACCAGAAGUAUCAGCUGCUGAAGGUGCAGGUUUGCCUGUUGCUGGUCUUACAGCUCACCAGGCACUCACACAGUCGGCUGGGGUCAAGCUUGAUGGAAGUGGCCAGCAAGUAAACCUCUUGAUUACUGCUGCUUCAGGUGGUGUAGGUCAAUAUGCAGUUCAACUAGCAAAGCUUGGAAACACCCAUGUGACAGCCACUUGUGGGGCUCGCAAUCUGGAUUUCGUCAAAAGCCUCGGAGCAGAUGAGGUUCUUGACUACAAAACUCCCGACGGUGCAGCUCUAAAAAGCCCUUCGGGUCGCAAAUAUGAUGCAGUGAUCCACUGUGCAAUGGGCAUUCCUUGGUCUACCUUUGAACCUAAUCUAAGUUCAAACGGGAAGGUAAUCGAUAUAACCCCAGGUCCUAGUGCUCUGCUAACUUUUGCUAUGAAAAAGCUUACCUUCUCAAAGAAGAACCUGGUACCACUGCUAUUGUCACCUAAGAAGGAGAACCUCGAAUAUCUAAUUAACUUAGUGAAAGAGAAGAAGCUUAAGACGGUAAUUGAUUCAAAGCAUCCCUUAAGUAAGGCUGAAGAAGCAUGGGCUAAGAGCAUUGAUGGCCAUGCCACUGGUAAGAUCAUUGUGGAGCCUUAAUCUAUGAAAUAUUACUUUAUACUUAAUACAGUGAUGCUUGAAGGACAUAUUGCUUGUUUGUAUAAUUAGGAUUUUUGCACUUUGAAAUUUAUGUUUAUGGAAUGUUUGGUUAAUAUAUUGCAAAAUUUUCUUAA